Messenger RNA from Mytilus trossulus (common blue mussel), 855 nucleotides. RefSeq names its product ryncolin-1-like. The record is from RefSeq and is a predicted model, not a curated record. The transcript is spliced from 5 exons. NCBI's taxonomy places the organism in Eukaryota, Metazoa, Mollusca, Bivalvia, Mytilida, Mytilidae. Bases 66 to 713 code for a protein of 215 amino acids.
UGUGUGGUAUUGAUUCAUCUGGAUGCUGUAAUGUUCAAACGAAAUCGUCUGAAGAAUCUGUUGUAAUGGUCAGAAAAAACAAAGAAAAUUUUACAGAUAUUCCAUUCGACUGUAGUGACAUUUUUAAAUGUUGGUCAACAAUAAGUGGUGCAUUUACAAUUUACCCUGAAGGUAUAGGUGCACUCGAAGUACAGUGUGAUAUGGACACAGAUACAGGAGGUUGGACUGUGAUACAGAAUAGAAAUUCUGGCUCAACAAUCUUUUACGCAGACUGGGCUCAAUAUAGAGAUGGAUUUGGUAACAUUUUGUCUGAUUUCUGGAUAGGCAAUGAUAAUUUGCAUAUGCUGACAUCAAAGAGGAAUUACCAAUUACGAGUAGAUCUAGUGGACUGGGAUGGACAAACAAAAUAUGCAGUUUACAAGAUUUUCAUAGUUGGAGAUGAAAAUACACAAUACAAAUUGUCUAUUGACGGUUAUAACGGAACUGCAGGAGAUAGCUUCUAUUACCAUAAUGGUAUGAAAUUUUCCACAACAGAUUCUGACAAUGAUCUUGUAACUGAUCCAAGUAUUCAAAAUUGUGCUCAACAAUACAGUGGGGGUUGGUGGUACAUGAGUUGUUACCAAGUAAACCUCCAUGGAACUUAUCUAUCUUGGGAGGCAUUUAGAGGAGCAUACUAUGAUCUAAAACACUCAAAAAUGAUGAUACGAGUUUAGAUUCCUAUUGUACAAAGUAUCGCUUAUCCCUUGAAGAAAUGCAAAGUUAUAAUUGUUAAGUUAGUGUGUUCGACAUGCCAUACAAUAAAAAUAGGGAAAAUUAUCUUAACUAUAGAACUUUGUGUGAAAUAAUUAUUGAAAA